Molecule: messenger RNA, 2283 nt
Organism: Thermothelomyces thermophilus ATCC 42464
Lineage: Eukaryota; Fungi; Ascomycota; Sordariomycetes; Sordariales; Chaetomiaceae
Exons: 1
Coding region: 70-2199 (709 amino acids)
Source: RefSeq, a predicted model, not a curated record
UCUAGUUAAAUAUUCUAUUUCUUUCACCAUCCUUCGCCUUGUACAACAUCCCCGCCACACCGUAACGCCAUGCCAAAGCAAUAUGUUGUCUGCGGCCGGCCGGUGCCCCGGCUCGGAACCCGCCACAUCUCGCUGCUCCUCGCCUGCCUCGCCCUGUUCGCCCUCUUCAGCCUGCUCAUCACCGCCCCCGGCUCCGUCCCCGGCUAUUCCCCCCGGAACCCGGGCGUACGCGCGGCCGGGAACACCUUUUCCGUCCCCAAGACGUUCAAGAGCCCUUGGAUGGACAAGCUCAACCCCUUUAAGCCGCCCUCGCACCCGCCCCGCGUGCAGAAGGGCGACACGGACGGCGAAUCGGUCUGGCACUCCAGCUGGAACUGGCUGCUCAUGCCCUUCAGCGGCUCCGUCACCCUCGACGAGAACCGCGCCCUGCUGCCCGUCCUCAAGGAGCGCACCCCGGUCUACUGCUACUACGACGGCGACGCCUUCCGAGGAGGGGACCGCGCGAGCGCUGAAGCCGAGAGCGCCCUGCUGCUGGCCUGGCGCCGCGCCUGGUGGGCUCAGGGGUUCAGGCCCAUCAUCCUCACCUCCGCCGAGGCCACCAACAACCCGCUGUACCAGGAGGUGCAGAAGCUCCAGGACAUCUCGCCGGCGCUCAAGGUCGACCUGAUGCGCUGGCUGGCCUGGCAAGCCAUGGGCGACGGCGUGCUUGCCCACCAUCUCCUCUUCCCGAUGGCUCCCCACGACGAUCCGUUCCUGACAUACCUCCGCCGCGGCGAGUUCCCCAAGCUGACCCGCUUCAAGGACCUUGAUGACGGGCUGCUCGUGGGGUCCGCGGACGAGGUUCUCACGCUCAUAAAGACUGCCAUGGACGGCGCCGAGACGAGCAAGGCCGAGGGUGUCGUGGCGACUGCAGAGUCGGGCAAGGACGGGGGGGUUUCGCUUAUCCUUGUUGAGGAUACUCCCACAUCCCUAGCCUACUACUCACCCAGUAGGGUCGAGGCCCUGUACCCCAAGGUCGGCGACCUCUUGAGGGCGUCCCACGCAGCCGGUGUCAGGAGCCUCACCCAGCUCGUCAACUCCCACCUACAUCUCAUCUGGCAGAACACCUUCGCCGACGGCAUCUCCGUGGUCAAGCCCCUGCCACACCACACCACCCUCCUCAUCACCCCGGCCUACGAGCUCGCCCAGCGACUCGCCCACUGCCCGGAGAGCCCCCUGCCCGAGAGCUGUCCGCCCAACCGUCUCAACUGCCGGCCGUGCGGCGACUCCAAGCCGUUGAAGAUCGCCACCCCUUCCUCAUACCAAGACGCCGACACCCUCUACACCAUCGGCACCGUCCCGCACCCCUACACCUCCUCCACCCUCAACUAUCUCAAGACCCAGCUCUCCAUCCCCUGGAUCCGCCGCAGGUCCCCUCGCGACGCCUGGAUCACCUCCCUGACCUCCUCCUUCUUUACCGACAAGGUUUCCACCACCCCGCGCCUCAUCCGCUUCAAGGAGGCCGUCGCCUCGGACGAGCCCAGCCCUGUCGAGACCAAGGACGAGGGAAAAGGGGAAAAAAGCACCAGAGGAGGAGGCGGCGCCCACCGCUCCCUCUGGCUGCCCGCCGAGCAGCCCAUCCCAGACGACCUCGACUGGCACUUUGGCUUCGCCCUGCCCGACCGCGCCUCCUACGCCGACCAAUCGUCCGCCCCCGUCGACACCGUCGGCACCCAGACCAGGAUCCCCCUCCACUCUUCCGAAGACGGCCCGCAACCGACCGAGUCCGACCUCGCCCUCGAGCCCGCCCUGCUCUCCCGCGCCCAGCUCAUCGUCCUUUCCUCCUCCUCAUCUUCCUCCUCCUCCUCCUCCCGCAUCUCGGGACUCCUCAAGUCGUCGGCAAAGCCCAAGGCGCCGCAGGCCAGCAGAGAGGACCUCGCGCUCCGCGACGCCGUCGAGGCCUGGAACCUCGCCGACACCGAGGCCUGGCGCUUCGCCCGCGCCUACCUCGCCCGCAAGUCGCUCGAGCGCCGCGAGUGGGAGGAAGAAGAGUCCAAGUACGCCGGCGGCCUCGGGACGGAAAAGUCGCUAGCCAAAGGUACCAGCACCAGCACCAGCACCAGCACCAGCACCAGCACCAGCACCAGCAACCCAAGAAAGGGAAGUGGUGGGAGGGGAGCCGGAGGAAACGUCUGGGACCGCUGGCUCGAUCGGGAUUGAGCCCGCUUCCCAUCGCUUCCUCCUGCCCGGGGAUGGCACAUAUGCACCCAUGCACUUUACUUGCACCGUAUUGGACCCGGGGCU